CUGAUAGGUAUGACCAUACCAAAUAUAAACCAGAAUCUGCUUAGGCAAAACAAAAAACUUCCAAGAAUUGCUCCUAUACAGCCUGUUUUUUCAGUUCAGUUAACAUGGGAUAUCUAACAUUCUCAAUACUGGCUCUUCUGUUUAUAACCGUGGACACACAGUUAAGCCAGAACCUGAAGAUCCCAUCAUGCAACUGCUGUAGCCAAUGUCCCCAGAGGCCCCAGGGGCCGGCUGGUCCUCCAGGAGCCCCUGGGAUUCCAGGUGUUCCAGGAAUUCCUGGCCAGUGUGGCACUCCCGAAACAAAAGAGGGUGCCAAUAGUGUCACAGUAGAUAAACCUCAGAAAUCAGGAGACAAAAAUGUUGCAUUUUCUGCUAAACUAGCCCAGAUUCACCCUGAAACAAACCCCAUGAUUACAGUCAAGUUUGAUUCCAUAAUAACGAAUGCAGGCAAUGGCUAUAAUGGUAUGACUGGAAUCUUUACUGCUCCAACAGAUGGGACUUACUACUUCUCCUUCCACGCUAUUACAAAUUCUGCCAAGAAUUCUGUCAUGCAGAUCAUGAAAAAUGGAAUAUUAAUUAUUAGAGGAUAUGGCAACUCUGGACAUUGUGGCUGUGCUCAUGCCACCAUCAGUAAUAGCGUAAUCCUUCAGCUGCAGGCCAACGAUAAAGUGUGGGUCGAGGCUAAUGAAGGGGGAUUGUAUAGUCUUUCAACCAACCCUCUCGCAUCUUUUAGUGGAUAUCUUAUUUUUUAAACAAGGCAACAAAGCUUACAACUCUUUCAAAUGGAUAGACAUCAUGAUAUAUGGCAAUACUGACAAAAAAUAAUGAACAACUAAUUCUACAAUGAAAGUGCACAAAAUGUUAUGUCAAUUUAGAAGCAAUACCACAUAACCAUGGUUCCUAUAGCAACAUAAAGAACAAAUUCAUGGACAUUCAAAGACUUCAGAAAUUCUAAUAAAAAUACUUUUCAGGCUUUUUUAACAUCAGAGAUUGAUGAUGAAAUGCAAUUGGUGAAUUACCACUAAACAAGAAAAGAGUAAAUUUUAACGAUGUUCAAAAAGGGUAUUCUCUGUUACUAUGAAUUAAUGAGACAGUAACAGUCAUUAUUCAGGUGAAAAAUAACAAUUCGAAAUAAUGUUUUGACAAAUUGCUUUGUGGUCAAACUUAAGUACUUUUCUGGGACAAUAUGAUGAAUACUAGUACAAGUCAUUACUAAGGACACAAAAUUAAUUCAAGGUGCUAGGCUAAAAAUUCAGGCACCUUUCAAUCAACCUUAUUGCCUUCAGAGAGUCACCACAGAGUUGGAUCGAUCUACGCAGAUUGAUAGCUUCAAUGGGAAUGAGCCCAAUGUAUAUAUUAAUAUACUGUAUCGAAUUAUGACAUUUGACAUUAUGACAUUUGCAGCAUUGAGUAAAAAUCUGAUUCAUAAACUAAGAAAAUUUGAAUGUACAUUUCACAGGGAGGUAGUCAAUGGGAAAAUGCAGUGGAGUUAUGAAUAAGAACUUUAUCCCUAAAUGACCUGUGAAUGGUUUGGCUCAUCUCCUAGUCACCUUAAGUCAAGAUUUGUUUAUUUGAAGCACUAAAUGCUAUCUAAUCAGUUGAAACAAGAGGCUUUUAACCAAUGGACACUAUUUCUUAUUGACUGGUUUACCACAGAUCAUAUAUUAUCAUUGGAUCAACUUAUGAGGCCAAUACAUCUUCACCUUUGUAGAGAUGACAUGUCCCUUUCAUAAGGUGGAAGAAUAUGUGGUAAAUUAAAUAUUAACAAAAAAACAAAUUAUCUAACCACUUUCUGAUAAGUUUGACAAUAUACCACUGAUUAAAUAUUGACAGAAAACAAAUAAUUUAACCACUUUCUAAUAUUAUAAGUAUAACAAUACCAGUGAUUUGAGCCAGUCUGAGCUUAUGAUUUGGCAAAAACAAAGUUCAAACUCUUGCUCCUAUACAGCCUUUCUCAUCGAUGAAACUGUCAAAAGUUAUCAUGGACCAUCUAAAAUUCUUAGUACUGGCUAUUUUGUUUGUUUCUGCAAAGACACAGUUGAUCCAGAAUUCAAAGAGCUCACC
Molecule: messenger RNA, 2064 nt
Organism: Lingula anatina
Lineage: Eukaryota; Metazoa; Brachiopoda; Lingulata; Lingulida; Lingulidae
Molecular function (GO): protein binding
Source: RefSeq, a predicted model, not a curated record